CUCACGCAAGUUUAAAUAUUUGUUUCCGCCAGUCUUGUGCUCUUUUCAACUUACACCACAACAAGUUGCCCCAACCACGUACGAAGUCCGAGGCAUCGGCACCAACACUCUACAUUCCCAAUACAGCUUCUUUUUCCUUUCCUUUACUCUCUCACAGGUCAAUCGACUGAGCUAUAAUCUUAAUACAUCACUCUCUCCAUCUACGGAUUCCCCACAACGAAGACAUAACAACACACAAUCGUCCGGCCAACUUCACUUCAGUCACUUCAUUUGAUCAUACCCAGAAUACCAAAUAGUCAAAAUGGUCACUCUCGAUUGGAAGGAUUCCGUGACCAAGGAGAGGCUUCUUGCCGCUGUGAUUGGUAGCUUCGAAUCUACUAUCAACAUCAACGAGGUCGCUCGCCUAAUGGGCGAUGGAAUCACCUACAACCAGAUCGAGAACCAACUCCGCAAGGUUAAGGCGGAUGCGAAAAAGUUGAAGGACGAGGCCAAGGGUCGUGGGGCUCCUCCGCCCAGCACGCCCCGCAAGGUGAAGACUCCCAAGAAGGUCACCGACGGAGUUUCUUCCGGCAGGGUCAGCAAGACGCCCAGCAAGAAGGCCGGAUCUCAGAAUACCUCGCCUCUCAAGAAGCAAAUCCUCGACUACGAGACGGAUGAUCAGUUCAACUACGGAGAUGACGAGCUCUACACCUAAGUUUCGCAAGCUUGCAAGGGCUUCAACUUAACACUUGGUUGGAUUACAGUGCAAGGCGGGGUUCAGGUCACGCUCUAAGUGGUCGUGUUUGGACUCGAACUUAGCUGUUCUACGGACUUGUAAUUAUCGGAGUCUAGGAAUC
Molecule: messenger RNA, 836 nt
Organism: Aaosphaeria arxii CBS 175.79
Lineage: Eukaryota; Fungi; Ascomycota; Dothideomycetes; Pleosporales
Exons: 3
Coding region: 302-694 (130 amino acids)
Source: RefSeq, a predicted model, not a curated record